UAGAUUUUUUCUUUUCGAGCGCUACAGAAAAUGCAAGAAAAGAAGUAAAACGUGACAUUCAAUCCCAGUUCCAGCAGUGAACAAAUGCAUGUCACCAUGUCAACAAACUGUUGAUCAAAUUCUAUCCAAAAUAGUGCCUGUCGAAAAUUCCUGUCUUGAGUAGUUAUGGGUGCUAAACCUCAGGCCUGCCAACUCGGCCUUGCCUGCCUGCCUGCCUGCCUGCCUGCCUGCCUGCCUGCCUGCCUGCCUGCCUGCCUGCCUGCCUGAAGAAGAUUAAGAGAUUUUCAAAAUCAACAAAAAUGGAUUUUUAAGAGACUAGAAAAUAAAAUCAGACAAAAUGUGUUUACCUGAGAGAAAUUGAUCUCAAAUCCUUUUGACAUACUGUACGUACCUUUAAUGUGCGAAAUGGUGAAGAAAAAUUAAGUUGAGAUUGGAAAUGCAAACUAAAAACGUCUUUGUUUGGGAAAUAUCGAUAGAUGUAAGUAUUUUUAAGUCAAAAACACAAUAGGGUGAACAUGUCAAAAUCUGGUGAGUUGACAGGUCUGAAACCUCUGGACUAGCUGUAUUUUGUGUUUUUAGUGUGACAGAAAUUCAAAGAAAUGUCGAGUUCAAGAUUACAUUUUUUAUUGAAGAGAAGGCUUUGAAUCUUCUUGUGUAAGUAUUGCAUGGAUUACAAUGUUGGGAUAAAUGUUAUAUAUAAAAUGAAACCACCAAUUUGACCAAUUAGGUAAACAAACAUUGAACGGGGGAGGGGGAUUGGACGAUUUUAGCGAAACAUUUUGUGACCAUUUUUUUAUUUAUUGAAAUUAUACUGUAGCCAACAAAAUACGUGCAGUGUCUCAACCAUUUUGCACACGAUAGUAGCUAGAAGGGAGAAAAGUAUAAACGACCGUGUAAACAAAGACAAAGAGGGAAGAAAAACAAAUUGAAAUUACUUGAGACGAUAGCGAUUUUAAAGUUUGCUAGUAUUGAUUUACGAGGUCUGAAUUGGGUAACUACUUUAGUUUUUUAUUAAUAUCUAUAACUGGUUGCAGUGGAAGAGUAGUAAAAGACUCUUUCCUUCAGACAAAAGAAAAGAACAUGUCCCGUACUCUAAUAGUAAACGUUCCCCUUUAGUUAUUUUAAUACAUUUCUUCUUUCACCCCGGUAUAGUACUAUUACUGCCUUGCCUUUAAUUUUGUUUUCAUUAUGAUUUAUGGCAGGUUUUUACCACCAAACUUUCCCAAUGAGAUUCCAGUUGUUACUGUUUCACCUGCCAUAACACAUCCUUGGAUUAAUAACCAGGUGUGUGGCUGUAAAAACUGAAAUAGUCUAAAUAUUAAUGACCUUGAAUAUCGAUAAUAUUGUGUAAUGGGAUGGUCUGGCACAAAAAAAACUCUGAAAGUCAGAGUACACAGUUACGCACUGGCGCAUGGGUAGGGAGAAAAGUGGACAGAUCGUUUAAAUGUCAAAUGAAACGUUGAAGAUGAAAAGGGCCUUCGCUUAAAAUGUCGAAGUUCAACCAACUUCUUGAAUAUUAUUCAACGCGAUAGAAUUAAUUGAGAUAUUGUUAAAAGUGAUUGGUACUGUAUACUGUAUAUUUUACCACGGACCACGUAAAUUAUUUUGAUUUUGUACAACUUACAGAUGGUUGUCACAGGAUGUGAUUCUCUGAACCAAGUAAGAUUUCAGACAGACUGUGCCAAAACAUUUAAAAUUUACGAACAUUUUACUCCUAAAUUAAUCUAAUUUAACCUUUUCUUUUAUUCAAUUACAUGUAGUUUUACAUGCACUCAAAUUUAGGACGAGCUUUACAGGAUGUGUGUAAGGAGUUAAUUGAACACCCUCCUUCAUUUAUUCAGUAUCAGAACCACGCAGCUGUUAGGUAAGCCAGCAUUGAGCCAAUUCCCAUUAUAUCCAAAACCCGCGCGCGGAGUCAUCUUAGAAGUGGUCAGGGGGCAGAUCAUUAAUGAGGUAUGGACUAAUAGCGGCUGCUCAAGCGCCAUUUGUAAGCCCAAAGUCUACCCCGGUCUGCUUCACGUCAGUCCAGUUCUAUCUAUUCACAAUGUAACCAGUCACUGAAAAGCCCUGAUAGGGAGUGUGCUGUGAAAUAUCUGUAUCUAAGUGGGGAGCACCGCCCAAAGGGUCACCUAUCAGUGGCGUACUAACCGUCUUUUUGUUUUGGGGGGGGGUCGAAAAUAUCCAAUGGUACAAUCUAAGAAACAAGCAUUGUUGUUGUUGUUGUUGUUGUUGUUGUUGUUGUUGUUGUUGUUGUUGUUGUUGUUGUUGUUGUUGUUGUUGUUGUUGUUGUUGUUGUUGUUGUUGUUGUUGUUGUUGUUGUUGUUGUUGUUGUUGUUGUUGUUGUUGGAGGGCGGGUUGGAGCCCGGGGAAAAUUGGGAUUCUAAGGUCUCUGCAGCACCAUUUCCUGCAUUCCGAGGCAAUUUUCUACCAAGCCUAAAACUCAAAAGUUAUAAGUUCAUGAUAUUACCUAUACAUGUAUCAUUGGAAAAUGCACUGGCAUUUAUUCAAAACAGUGGCACUUUUUUCAUUUUGAAAAAGAGAGGAGCUGAUUAUAUCUUGAUACUGAAGAUUAAAUUUCAAAAGAUCUACUUACAUGUAUCUCUUAAUCAACAUUUUGAUUUCUUUUUCCCGUGCUUUUUUUCUAAAGUUCACCACAGUCGUAUAUGAGACCUACUGCAGUGGAGGAUAUUCCAUCGUCAGUUUCAACGACACUUGUUGAAACAGAAAUUGAUGAUGACUCCACUUCCAAAGACAAGGUAAAAGUAACAUUUUGUAAAAGUCGUAUUUUUGAUAAAGAGUUUUAAGUAAGGUGCUAGAUCUGUAGACUAUAUUACUUUACUUUGUUCUCAUAUUAGUCUGGCAAAUAACAUAUGUAGCGACGUUUAUAUUUUUUCACUUUCUUGUUUCAGUUGGAAGGUUUCUCAAAAAUCACUCGGACAUUGGACAAUUGCAGGUAGGAAAAUAUACUUGACCUGUCUUGUGCCAGUGUAGGUAGUGUCUUGUGCCAGUGUAGGUAGUGUCGCUGUGCCAGUGUAGGUAGUGUCGCUGUGCCAGUGUAGGUAGUGUCGCUGUGCCAGUGUAGGUAGUGUCGCUGUGCCAGUGUAGGUAGUGUCGCUGUGUCAGUGUAGGUAGUGUCGCUGUGUCAGUGUAGGUAGUGUCGCUGUGUCAGUGUAGGUAGUGUCGCUGUGUCAGUGUAGGUAGUGUCGCUGUGCCAGUGUAGGUAGUGUCGCUGUGCCAGUGUAGGUAGUGUCGCUGUGCCAGUGUAGGUAGUGUCUUGUGCCAGUGUAGGUAGUGUCGCUGUGCCAAUAAUAUAAACAAGCUUUUGUUGGUAGGGAUGCAACUACCUAAAAAAUAUAAGGAGAAUUUCGACGUUUCAAGCUAGUAACUCCAGACGAAAGGCAUUCGCUCGAAACGUCGAAAUUCUCCUUAUAUUUUUCAGGUAGUUGCAUAGCUUGUUAGGAAAAUAUACUGCAUAAACCCUGUACUGGAUGUUAUUAAUAAUACUGCAUGCAUGCACAGUAUAAUACUAUACCGUAUAAUGUAAGGACGUUAUAAUAUUUCGUAACGUUGUUUGUGAUGUUACUCUGAGUGUAUAUCCACACCGGGCAAGCUUGAAAAAUUUGCCUGGCCACGGUGGGAAUCGAGGUGUAGUAUUCCAAAGGUCGUAGGUUCGAUUCCCACCGUAGCCAUGCAGGCAUAUUUUUCAAGCUUGCCCGGUGUGGAUAUACACUCAAGUAACAUCACAAACAUCAUAUUCACCUGAGUACAUAACACCAUGCAACACAAGAAGAAAAAAAUUUCAUAUAUAGGUAAAUUUAAAAGUGAAUUACUGGAUGUAUACUGUACGUUUAAUGUGUUCUAGUGUUGAAGAGCUGAAAGAUUUACAAAAUAACCCCGAGAAAUUGAUGAAACUAAUAUUUGAUGCAGACUUGGUGAGUUUGGUUGUAGUAGAAUAUGAAGCAUGCAUAAAUAAUGAGAAAUGUUUACAGUACAGUACGUGUAAAGGUCAAGAAACAAAUACUGGUUUUGGAAAUACACAACUUUUGGUGAGGUGAAUACAAACGGAUGAGCCAAGCUCGUUCCCGCUUUGGUGUGAGCUUGGUUUUUAGCCAGGUAGAGCACUUUUCUCCCAUGACUCAAUAAAGGAAUACCACUUAUACGCUUUCCGAACGUCUCACAACAUCCCGCGUGCAUGGAUGACGCUAUCCUGUACGGGAAGCCAUUUGGUAAUUGUUUUACAGUUAAACAACGGUUAGCUUUAUUACACCAAUCAAAUCUAGUGUUUUUAAACUUCAUUAUAACGACAGAUUAAUUCCAGUACAAGAAACCGAGAGGAUCAAAUGAUCAGGCUAGAGAAAAUUGCGGGUGAGUUUUAUUUCAUUAAUUUCUCGUGCCGGUUAGGCAUCUAUUGUGCCCUUAUUGGUUUUUUCCCUUCUUUUUCUCUAGGAGAAAACAUUGAGUACGGACCAAAACUAUACGAAGCAAGGCAAAGGCUUGUUGAUAAGGUACAGCUGUAUGAAGUGAUUUAUUGUCGAAAUACGUACAAUACUGGACGUGCAUGACGUUUAUCCUGGAAAUGUAUUAACGACGAAAAGCAUUAUGCUGCGAGUUACAUUGAUAGCCAAUUAUACCCGAAGAUAUCUCAUGCAUGUUUUAAUUUUUGAAUGUUCAAUAUAUAGUACGAUGAACUAUCUCAAUUACGAGAUGAAUUUGAUAAAUGGUCUUCAAUACAAAAUGAUCUUCUCGAGGUAAAAAUGAAAUCAGACUGUUCUGUAUGUUAAUUAGCAAAUCUGCAUGACGUGUAUCCGUGUACAUGCAUGAAUCGUGCGAUACUGCAUAGUUUGGACACGAUUGGUAAAUGUUCUAUUAAACAUGAGUGCAUGUGAAAUGUACCUUUAUACAACCAUGUUUUUAAUAUCGUUCAGACGCACACUCGAGACAAUUUACAUCUUGCUCUGCAACUUGGCGUAUCAGAAAUGGAUGAAAAAGCUGAGGUGAAUCAUUCGAUUGUUCUACUCUUAUUAACGGCUAAUUACAUAUUGAAAUGCUACCAAGAUUCUAGCCAAUCUAGCGUGCAAUUUUAAAACCACCUUUUUUGUUUCUUUCGUAAACAGAAAGUUGCAGAACAGUUUUUAAAUGGUACUGUAUGUUUAUCUUUUUAUUUAUUUGUGAUUUAAGACUUAAGUUUUUGACACUAUACUAAUUAUAUUGUUAUUAUAUGAUUCAUUAAUUUCCAUUUAAUUAACUUUAUUGAUAUACCAUAACGAAUACAUUAAGAUAAGAACAAUAAUAUUGAGAUAUAAAAAGGCCCAAAAAGGAAAGAUGCGAACGAGGUGGUAAAGAAUUAUCACCUGGUUAUUCUAAGUCGGUUCAAAUUUCCUAAUUUAAAAUUUAAUUUCAUAUAUUUAACUGCUAGAAAAUACCUUGGAAAUUGAAGAAUUUAUAAGAACUUUUACAGAAAAACGAAAGGUAUAUGUUGCAUAAGCUUUUUUCUUUCAGUCUAGGAUCAGUAACAUACUAGUAUAAUCCUCUUGAUUGGUUUUUAAAAAAUGCACAAUACGUACAUGCAUGUAAACUGUAUCGUUUAUAUCUGUUUUAGCUAACACAUAUUCGUCACUGGAAACAAGAAAAUGUCCUCAGACUGUGAAAUGUCAUCGCACUCUUCUGUAUCGUCGAAGUGGACAUCGAGAUGCAAGACGUGCAUCGAUAAAUAAAGAACACUUCAAGCUUAUCCAAUUAUGUGUCGCAUUUUGCAGAGUAUAGCAUUAGUGAGCUGUAUAUAUAUCUGGAGCGAGAACUCGAGUCCAAGAAGUGAAGCCAAAGAUGGCGGAGGUUGAAAAGCUAUUGGACGUCAACCCAGUCCCUUUCUACUGUUUUUGUCUGCGCGGUCCGACACGAAGCUGCCAGGAGUGUGCCGAAAUUUCAUAUUUUGACUUUAUAACUAUGAUUUUAUAACUUGAAAACUUGAUUAGCGUUACGGUCCGCUAGAAAAAAAUGAAAUUAGCUAAGAAAAUGGUACAAAAACUGUUUACGACCUUCAUAGCUAUUGGACGUCAAUUCCGUCAUCUCACAGGGUGAAUGACUGAAGGUCUUGCUCCAGAUAUGUAUAUAGAGCUCAAUGCGUACUAUCAGAUCCACUGAUCUUAAUAAAAAGACUGAAUAGCAAAAAUUGAAUAAAAAUGACGUCGGAUGAUCAUUAAUUGAUACACAACAUAGAAACCUUGUUAUAUGACAUAGGGAAAGUGUUCUUACACAGCCAUAUAAAAAAUUUAUAUCUGGUAGAUCUUUUCAUGAUACUAAUUCUGCCAGUGCAUGUAAUCUUUGAGGAUGAUUCCAUAAUAUCAAGACGAAUUAUAUUGAACAUUUUCUAUAUUUAUUUCAUUAUUGUACCACUUAUACUGUAUCCGUCCGUACGAGGUGGACCAUUAGAAAAGUGAUUGAGGAGGAGGGUGGAUUUUCAGCUUGCACGAAUUUUUUGCGGACGCCUUGCACGGCCUUGUGCUGAAAUUUUUUUGCGGAAUUUUGCACGAAUUAUUUUUCCUCUUGGUUUCCUUUGCGCGACUUUUUCUCUUCCCCCAUCCACUAUCACUUUUCUAAUUGUCCGCCCCUAAGUAACUAUAAGUACGUUUUAGUUCUAAUUUCAUUAUUUAUACUGAAAAUAUGAUAACAGACAUGGUCAAGUAUUUUUGCUACGAUCAAAUGUAUUUUUCUACGCGUAGUUUUUAUAGAAAAUAAUAUAUUUGUAAUCUUUUAACAAAUAAUCUUUUAAAAAAUAAAUACCUGGUAAAAUACUGUAUAUAGGACACGUCUGAGCUUCGUCCAGAUCAGAGCCUGUGGAUUGCUAAUGAAAAUCUUUCGUGCCUAUUAUUGAUUAUUUCUGUCAAUUGAAUGUCAGUGAAGUAUUAAGUAAUAUACUUUUUGGUUCAUUUUCUGUUGAAAAAUUUCACUACAAAAUUUCCGUAUGGUUACAUGUUUUUCUUCAUUAAUAUGAGUACUAUACGUUACGAAAUUCUUGAUUGAAACUAGUUCCUCGACCAGCUAUUUUAUCUGUAUGAUUGACAAUUUUCAUGUGUAUAAUUACCACAGCGGCCUUUUACCAUAAAUAUUUACAACUUUUUUUCUUCCUGCUUUCUCUCUAGUUGUCUUUUUUGUAACCUUGCAUGGUGUGGAGUAGACAUGAUAUUCCUCUCGACCAAAAUAGCCGUUUUUUCAAGCUGUCGUUAGCAGUAACUUACACUUCAAACAAAAGUGUCGUCGCAACAUCAUGGAAAUCAAAUUUGGAGAACAAAAUCCCGAACAUGGAUGUCUUCAAGAGAGCUCAUCCCUGCAGAUAUCGAAGUGACGAAGGUAUUAUUCGCAACUGCAAUGCCAAUGCAAUGGUCUGGCCACUUUGUUCAAAUGGAUAAUGCAUUCACGACAAGAACGAUAGCCGUACUUGGGAGAAAUUGACAACUGCCAGGCUAGACCACACUGGAGAAAAAGUGUACAAGAAGUCAUCAUGAAGUUUGAAAGAGUUGGAGAGAACAGCAUUGUGAGGAAACGCUUAAUUUACGCCGCAAGCUAGGACCCGGUAACUGACACCAGUUUUUUGGUGGUUUGCGAUCGGCCUUCUUGACCUGCAUGACUGGAUUCACCAAUUCCUUCUAAUGAACCAAAAUGGAUUUAUUCGAAAACGAAUCAGCAUCCAUCACAUCAGUGCAAAAAAUAAUUAAAUAAAAAAAUUACUGUAAAUUGUAAGCCGUUUUAUUUUACGCAUCUUUGUUUCUUUUUGGUGCUGAGGCGUUCAGAUUCUAGCAGUGCGUUGUUUCAGUGGUUUUGGUUUUUUGGGACACCCUGUACAGUACACUGUGACUUUAAUUAAAAGGUCUAUGUUAGGAAGAGGAGGGGCACCAUGCAAUGGACUUUACGUUCAGUUUGUGCCUUGUCCGUUUGAGUACAGCACUUUUUAAUUGCAUGUUUAGAUGAAUAUUUGUUGAAUUAAUUUGUACUCAAUAAAGUUUAACAAACAAGGCCUUUCACGAAGCCUCUGAAGUUAGUGAAGUA
Molecule: messenger RNA, 8043 nt
Organism: Paramuricea clavata
Lineage: Eukaryota; Metazoa; Cnidaria; Anthozoa; Malacalcyonacea; Plexauridae
Source: the annotation of a GenBank genome assembly